Phycomyces blakesleeanus NRRL 1555(-) is the source of this 426-nucleotide messenger RNA. RefSeq lists its product as hypothetical. The transcript is spliced from 5 exons. The record is from RefSeq and is a predicted model, not a curated record. Lineage: Eukaryota; Fungi; Mucoromycota; Mucoromycetes; Mucorales; Phycomycetaceae. Bases 1 to 426 code for a protein of 141 amino acids.
AUGAAUAAAGAAAGAAUUGAGUAUGGCUACGCCUUUUGGUGUGAGCAACAUCAACACGAAAGACAAAGUGCAAAAGAAAAAUCUUGUAAAAAUACAACUCGAUUUGAUGAAUACAAUUCAUUUGGAACUUUCUAUUUGAGCUUUUAUAUACUUACCUUUUACUUUCAACCUUUAGAUAUGUUUAUUUUUUUCAUAAAGCCUGUAUUGGUGGUUAAUAAUAGUGUGUAUAUUAACGUCAUGAAGUUGGAUAAACUUGAAUGCAGUAGAUUGGCAGUUGGGAAUCCGUGUGUCAUUUUCAAUAUCGAUUGGCUAUCUAUGCAUUUUAACAUGCAUAUUUUCGAAGAUGGUUGGGACCAGCUAGUGACGGUGUUUCGGAUGAUUCCUGAUACCCCGCAAUCUGAGCACCAUGUUGACUUUCGAUGCUAG